Pimephales promelas (fathead minnow) is the source of this 429-nucleotide messenger RNA. Lineage: Eukaryota; Metazoa; Chordata; Actinopteri; Cypriniformes; Leuciscidae. The record is from RefSeq and is a predicted model, not a curated record.
AUGCAGGCCAUAAAGUGUGUGGUCGUCGGGGACGGGGCUGUGGAAAAAACAUGCCUUCUGAUCAGCUACACCACCAAUGCUUUUCCUGGGGAGUACAUUCCCACUGUUCCAGCUUCAUUUGAGAACGUCCGUGCGAAGUGGUAUCCAGAGGUCAGACAUCAUUGCCCUAACACUCCCAUAAUUCUCGUUGGGACUAAGCUUGAUCUGAGAGACGACAAGGACACCAUUGGAAAGUUGAAAGAGAAGAAGCUCACUCCCAUCACCUACCCUCAAGGCCUCGCUAUGGCCAAAGAAAUAGGAGCUGUGAAGUACCUGGAGUGCUCAGCCUUAACACAGCGCGGCCUUAAGACGGUGUUCGAUGAAGUCAUCCGUGCGGUCCUGUGCCCGCCUCCUGUGAAGAAAAGAAAGAGGAGGUGUCUUAUCUUGUGA